AUGUCUUACCCUAACAAGAAAGUCGCUAUUGUGGGUGCCACCGGAAACAUGGGCAAACACACAAUCGACGAACUCCUCGAGUCAAACAACCACUCCAUCACUGCCCUUACCCGCAAAGGCCGCGAUCUAUCUCUCCCUUCUACCGUCACUGUCAUCGAAGUAGACUACACAUCCAUCGAAGCCUUAACAAUCGCCCUCCGAGGCCAAGAUUUCCUCAUGAUCACCCUCUCCGUCACCACACCUCCCUACAUCCACUCCAAUCUCGUUUCCGCCGCCGCUGCUGCCGGUAUCAAGUACAUUAUGCCCAAUGCCUACGGCUUCAACUUCAACUCCGCCGCUUUGCAACAAGACAUCCCCGUCGCAAGCAUGGCCCAAAACCACUUCUCCCAAAUUGAGGCAUUGGGAAUGCAGCACUUUUCUCUGGUCUGCAGUUUUUGGUACGAGUGGAGUUUGGGUCUUGGUCAGUUGUACGGCAUCGACAUUGAAGAAAAAACAGCAACGUUNUUUGAUGAUGGAAAGACUGUCAUCAACACCAGUACUUGGUUGCAAUGCGGUAAAGCUGUUGCAAAGAUACUUUCUUUGCCGCUGGAGGAGCUGCAAAAGUAUGCGAAUAGCAGUUUUUAUGUGAGCAGUUUCCGUGUCUCGCAGAGNGAGAUGCUGGACUCUGUGCAUAGAGUCUUGGGCACAAGCGACAAGGACUGGAAGAUCAGCUACGAAACCACCAAGCACAGAUAUGAGAAAGGAAACCAGGAUGCGGCGAAUGGAAACCCUAUGGGAUAUGCCNNCAAGGUAAGUCCAAUGUACGCAAGAGUCUUCUUCCCAGAUGGCAGUGGCGACUACGAAUCCAGCAGAGGAUUAGACAACGAGGUCCUAGGGUUGCAGCAAGAAGACUUGGACGAAGCGACAAGAAGGACUGUCGAAAUGGUGCAGAGUGGAUGGAAUCCUUAUGGUCCUCAGUAG
This is a messenger RNA of Aureobasidium vineae, 960 nucleotides long. NCBI's taxonomy places the organism in Eukaryota, Fungi, Ascomycota, Dothideomycetes, Dothideales, Saccotheciaceae. The record is from the annotation of a GenBank genome assembly.